Messenger RNA from Trichoderma virens Gv29-8, 1488 nucleotides. RefSeq lists its product as uncharacterized. The annotation marks the transcript as partial. The record is from RefSeq and is a predicted model, not a curated record. Lineage: Eukaryota; Fungi; Ascomycota; Sordariomycetes; Hypocreales; Hypocreaceae. Gene Ontology annotation, molecular function: protein binding. The transcript has a single exon.
AUGGCCCUGGAUGGCGAUAAAUCUGACGAGACCCAAUUUGUAUGGAGCGAAAUUAAGAAAACUGCUCAUUUUGAUAUUGCUCAGCUCUGUCUUAAAUAUCUCUCUCAGCCAGCUGUACAAGACUAUAUCAGCAAGACUUUUCAAGUCACGGACGAAGAAUCUUACGAGUCGCCUACGUUUGCAGAUCGAGGAAAUUUAUGCUCUUACGCUCUUCAGGCUUGGACGCAUCAUUUCGUGCUUAGCUCUCCUAAACCUGAUCUGUCAAAACUUCUUUCUCAGUCCGCAUCUGCCGAUUUAGCGAGCAGCUGGGCAAGGGGUUACUGGGCGCUUUCAAAUCCAAUUACCAGGAGCACUACCUGUUUAGAUACACUGUUUCCCAUUUUCGCAGGCCUUGGUUUAAUUGACGUGAUUAAAGCACGAGAUGAGGCAGACACCCGCCGAGGCAUACUUGAGGCCGCCUCAAAAGGCCAGUCAGAGACUGUUCUUACGCUCAUUAAAGGACUUGAUAUGUCGGAAUCAGCCCUCAUGGAUGUCAUUAAAGCCGCUGGAGCUUACGGAGAUGAGAAAACGAUGUUGGAUAUGCUUGAUCGCAUCAUUUCAACUAACCCAAGCCCUGAUACUACUGCUUGGCCUCCCUUGUUCCUUCACAGAGCAGCAUGGCUUGGCCUUGAUCGAUUCGCCGAUCGCAUACUCGAUUUAGGGUAUCCUCCUGACAUCGAAGCUGACUGGACAUCUAUCACUAAGGCCACGCCACUCUCUCAAGCAGCUCGCAAUUUCCAUGCAGGCAUUGUUCGUACCCUUAUCAAGCACAAUGCGGAUAUAACUUCUCGCCAUCUUUAUGAUAGAACUGCCAUCCAUCAUGUGGCUGGGCAAGGUCAUGCUGAGAUCGCCAAAAUCCUAGUCGAAGAAGGGAAGAUCGAUAUGGAAAUCAAAGACGAAGAUGGCUUUACGACUCUCUACUUUGGAUGCUUAUGGGGACAUCAUCACGUCGUUGAAGUGUUGCUGGAGCUGGGAGCAGACCCAAACAUGGGUAUCAAACCCGAUGAUCCACCACAAAAGUGGUCGCCUCUCAUAGUUGCUGUUGACGACGGGUAUGAAAAAUCCGUGAAGCUUCUUCUUGAUAAGAAAGCCAACCCAAAUAUUCCCGGCCCUUCCCAAUGGGGCACAGCUCUGCGAUAUGCAGCUGUGAAGGGCCAUCUAAACAUCUGUCAAAUGCUGGUUGACAGUGGUGCAGAUCCUAACAGCACACUGAUCCAGCCUCCAAUUCUCACACAGAUAAUUACUGAUUACGAAGCCAGUGAGAACCAAAUGGAAAUUUUCGAUUUCCUUAUUUCACACAAUGCCGACGUUAACGCAAAGGAUGCUGCUGGGACGCCUGUACUAAUCCAUGCCUGCAGAAGCAACCAGAGAAUGGAUUUUGUCCAACGGCUCCUUGAUCACGGUGCAGAUGUCAACAUUCUGAAUUCAGAUAAUGAGUCAACGUUAUAC